Molecule: messenger RNA, 243 nt
Organism: Rotaria sordida
Lineage: Eukaryota; Metazoa; Rotifera; Eurotatoria; Philodinida; Philodinidae
Source: the annotation of a GenBank genome assembly
AUGAAUAACAAUGAUGAAGAAUCAUUUCGAAUGGGAAGUCGUCAAAUAGAAGAAGAAGAAGAAGAAGAAGAAGAAAAUGAUCAAUUUACUAAUUUACAAAAUGAUAAUAGUGAUGAAGAGAUUGAAAAUGUUCGUCGAAAAUUUUCACCAUGUGAAUCUUGUGGUCUUUUACGUCGUCCUUGUUGUUUUCCAAAUUUAUGCCGACAUCGACCUGGCAAAAUAAGUGAAUGUUUCAAAGUAUAA